GGCGGGCGUACUUCCCAACGCUUCACGGUCUCCAUCCUCCACAGCGACCUCAUCCUUGACACCGACACGCCACCGAACCAAAUACUACGGAGUAUAUUCCUUCUUCUCUCUCUCUCUCUCUCUAAACUCGAUCGACGAGAAUCACCGCAACAACAAUGGCGAUCGAACUCCACAAACCCCCAAUCUAGUCUCCUGUAAUCCCACUAUACUCAUCAACCAAUGGAGUCCGAACUCAAAGACCUGAAUCCCAAAUCCCACCAACCCGACCCGAUCGACGAUGGCUCCUCCGCCAAGGACGACCGCCCCCUCCUCAAGCCCGACGCAGCCGCCGCCGUCAUCCCCCCGCCGCCCGUCUCCGCCGCGACCAUCGAGGAGCUGGAGAAGAAGUUCGCCGCGUACGUCCGCAGCGACGUGUACGGCACCAUGGGCUGCGGGGAGCUGCCGUGGACGGAGAAGUUGCUGCUCGGAAUCGCGUUUUUCACUUUGCUGCCGGUUCGGGUGGCGGUGGUGAUGACGAUAAUGGUGGUGUAUUACUUGGUGUGUAGGGUUUGCACGAUGUGUCUGGCGCCGAACAGGGAGGACGGCGCCGGGCAGGAGGAUUAUGCGCACAUGAGGGGGUGGAGGAGGGCCGUGAUUGUUCGGGCGGGGAAGUUUUUUUCCAGGGCGAUUCUUUUCGUUCUAGGGUUUUAUUGGAUAAAUGAAACGCAUCAGUUCAAUGAUCAGGCUGAGUGCAAAGAUAUAUCUGAAGAACCUGAAAGGCCUGGAGUUAUCGUAUCUAAUCAUGUCUCGUAUUUGGAUAUAUUAUACCAUAUGUCUUCCUCCUUUCCAAGCUUUGUUGCUAAGAGAUCAGUGGCUAGACUUCCUAUAGUUGGUCUCAUCAGCAAGUGCCUCGGUUGUGUUUAUGUCCAGCGUGAGUCGAAGUCAUCCGAUUUCAAGGGCGUUUCUGGCAUUGUGAACGAAAGAAUUAGAGAAGCUCAUCAGGAUAAGUCCGCUCCAAUGAUGAUGCUUUUCCCAGAGGGCACAACAACGAAUGGCGACUUCAUCCUUCCCUUUAAGACUGGUGCAUUUCUUGCUAAAGCUCCAGUGCUUCCAGUGAUUUUAAGAUAUCCAUACCAGAGAUUUAGUCCUGCCUGGGACACCAUAUCUGGGGUGCGCCAUGUAAUUCUUCUUUUCUGUCAAUUUGUAAACUAUCUCGAGGUUACGUGGUUACCUAUCUACUACCCUUCGCAGCAAGAAAAGGACGAUCCAAAACUUUAUGCUGACAAUGUUCGAAGGUUGAUGGCUAGUGAGGGUAAUCUUACAAUGUCAGAUAUUGGUUUGGCAGAGAAACGAAUAUACCAUGCGGCUCUCAACGGUUUCUUUUGCCAACAGUAAUUCAGAUUCGGCAUAUGUAUAGUCUGUCUAAUUUUAUUAUUUCCGAACAGAAAUGUUGAAUUGUUCUAUAUAGAAAUUUCUCUUGAUCGCGCACUACUCUUGUUAUAUCAUGUUGUCUAGACUUUUGAUUGCUUCGGAGGUUGGUCUCGACUUUUGAUUACCUUCAGAGGCUGGUCGCAUUUUCUCAAAGCUGGACUGUUUCUGCAUUUGAUUUUGGGGUGACGGAGAUCCAGAAAGUACUAUUCGGGAGGAAGUGACUCGGGUAACUGCACGAGCUGCUCCAGCAGUUCAACAAUAGAUGUGUUGUAGGAUGCAUACUUAAGGGUUAUCUCAUGACUUCGUUCCUCGACGAGAUAUACAUUUGUUUGCAUAUGCUCUCAGUUGAAUUUCUCUGAGGCUGUGUUUUUUCCAUUUUUGCAAAGUCAAAAGCUACUUACGGUGUAGAAAAGCGAGGGGAUUAUUGGUGAAAUUCAGUAUCACUUUUCCUUGUAAUCAAA
This is a messenger RNA of Rhododendron vialii, 1871 nucleotides long. RefSeq names its product lysophospholipid acyltransferase LPEAT1. The record is from RefSeq and is a predicted model, not a curated record. The transcript has 9 exons. Gene Ontology annotation, molecular function: lysophosphatidylethanolamine acyltransferase activity. The coding region runs from base 220 to 1374 and encodes 384 amino acids. Gene Ontology annotation, biological process: phospholipid metabolic process. NCBI's taxonomy places the organism in Eukaryota, Viridiplantae, Streptophyta, Magnoliopsida, Ericales, Ericaceae. Gene Ontology annotation, cellular component: endoplasmic reticulum.